AAUGUAAUGCGCAGAGGCCACGCGAACCUAUAAAGGCAAGGCACGAACACAUCCUGGCGGGCACGUGAUACCACCCUGCUUUUUUCAAGUGAUGCGCAUUGAGUGGGUUCGGAACGAGACGCCUCCAACCACAGACCAUAUUUUAGCCGGUGCGUUGGGUCUGAGGCAAGUGUUCGAGGUCUGCCAGGCUGAAACUGCUCAAACACCAAACCUGCCUCAGCCCGACCUUAUCCGAGUCGCUCACCAUUUUCACUUGCUGGAAGAACAUGAAGAUGGUGUAAAUGCGCAUCUCUUUUGUACUGCCCACCCCCAUGGUCUCGUAUGCGAAAGAAUUCAAAAUCAACAAAUUCAUUCAUUCCUGCUUUUGCCUCCGGCACUUAUGUGCGCGCCGGCAUAUGCUGUUCUUCUAAUCUCUAUCGUUCAGUUGGUGUGCGCCGGGCCGUGCGAAAAGAGACGCACAGAAAGAAUAUACAUCGAAGGGCAAUACUCUGAGCUAAACUUCCCAUUCUCUUGACAAAAAGCCAGCCGGUAAAUGCGGGGGGAACUAAGCCACCCGACAAAGAAACGCUACUCUGAACUGUUCGUCGCCUGUUUCCCGAUCGUUCGACUUUUGCGCCUGGCAAAUGCAUGCCGUGAGGUAGACAUCUAAUGCGUUU
Trematosphaeria pertusa is the source of this 656-nucleotide messenger RNA. RefSeq lists its product as uncharacterized. NCBI's taxonomy places the organism in Eukaryota, Fungi, Ascomycota, Dothideomycetes, Pleosporales, Trematosphaeriaceae. The record is from RefSeq and is a predicted model, not a curated record. The transcript has a single exon. Bases 92 to 514 code for a protein of 140 amino acids.